GGAGUUCUAUGCAGUAUUGUGUAAUUCAUAGUUAUUUAUUGUGUUAUUAUUGUUUAUAGGCGGACGUACCGCUAUCAGGCGAGUACCAUACUCGACUCAGCAAUCAGCAAUCAAUUACAAUAAAUAAAGAAUUUGUGCCUGACCUAAAGGUGAAACGAAGUCGAUGAAAUUUUAAGAUUUUGACAUAUUAUGAGGAUUACUUUAUACCAGCAUGCUUAACGUCGAGUGUCACAUUUGGGCAAUUAAGGGAAACGAAGUGCUCACAAGUUUUGCUCGAUCUACCAUCGAAUUUAGACCCACCAGGCUUUACGCUGCAACUAGGCAUCAUUUAUCAAUAUUGUCAAUGCACUUGUAAUCACAUUUAUUUGUCCGUACGUCAUUUUUACGUUUAUUUGUUACUAAUAACAGUGGAACGAGGAAAAUACUACGUUUGUACACCGCAAAGUGAUAUCAUUCGUUAUUUCUGUGCUCGGUGUAACUUAACGUCUUUGCUAUUGAAGUGAAAAAGUAAAUAUUUUGCGCUAGGUGAAGAUGGCGCCGAUAUCGCUGAAGAUAGUCCUCGACGAGGGCGCUGUGACCAGGAAGGUUAAGUUCGACACCACGGACACCGUCGCCAAGGCGUACGACAUCGUCAAGGACAAGGUCAUCGUGGAAGGAGGGAAAGACUAUGGACUGUUCCUGCGCUCGGUGGACGACACGCUGGCGGGCGUGUGGCUCGAGCGGCAACGCACCCUGGACUACUACAUGCUGCGAGAUGGAGACUCACUCGACUACAUCUGCAAGAUCAGGAACCUGAGAGUGCGGAUGUUGGACGGCACGGUGAAGACCAUGCAAGUAGAUCAGUCGAAGACCAUCGCGAACCUGAUGUUCGACAUCUGCUCGAGGCUCGGCAUCAUCAACCACGACGAGUAUGGAUUGUGUCGCGAGGAAGUAGAAUCGUCAGACGACAAAGAGCUGAAGGCGGGUAAUACAGCCACCCUCACCAAGAACAAGGGUCCGCCGCGGGAGAGAGACCAGCAGCUCGAGCAACUCAGCAAGAUACUCAAAACUGAUGACAAUGUGCUAUGGCUCGACCACCAUAAGACGUUACGCGAGGCGGCAGUGGAACCCACAGAGACGUUACUAUUGAAGCGACGCCUGUUCUACUCGGACCGCAACGUGGACUCGCGCGACCCUGUGCAGCUCAACUUGCUGUACGUGCAGACCAGGGAUGCGAUCCUCAACGGACGGCAUCCGGUCACUGAGGACCAAGCCGUGGAGUUCGCCGGAAUACAAUGCCAGAUCCACUUCGACGAUUUUCACGAAGAGAAGCACAAGCCCGGAUACAUAGAGAACCUGGCCGAGUUCCUCCCGGAACAGUACGCGGGCUCGUGGGGUGUGGAGAAGAAGAUCCUGAAGGCGUAUCGAGCGCACCAGGGCCUGAAUCAGCUGGAAGCCAAGUGUCUGUACAUCAAGACGGCCAGGGACCUGCCCACAUACGGUGUCACUUUCUUUUUAGUUAAGGAGAAACAAAAGAACAAGAAGAAAUUGGUACCUCGGCUGCUGGGCAUCAACGCGGAGUCGAUCCUGCGCCUCGACGAGAACACCAAGGAGAUCCUGCAGGUGUGGCCGCUCACGCAGGUCAAGACCUACCACGUCGGCAAGUCGGAGACGUUCACGCUCAACUUUGGGGAUUAUAGUGACAAAGAAUACAGCGUGAAGACGCAGGACGCGUACCGCAUCCGCGACAUCCUCGAGGGUUACAUCGACUUGAUCCGGAAGCGCAUCCUCGCCGGCCCGGACAACCUCGGCUCGGAGAGCGCCGUCAUCGUCCAGGAUAAUGUCGAGGCUUCCAGAGGCAACAUCAUUCAUAUAGUGUCGAAUAACCCGAGCAAAGUGGUGGAGCAGUCGUUCGUGGGACCUUCCAAGCUGAUACCGUAUGCUAAUGAGAUGAACACCGGCCAAGGCACACAGAUUGUGACGGUGCAGCAGAUGGUGGUCACCGGGAUGGUGAACAACCCACAACAGGCGGUGAAAGGUGAAGUUCCAAUGCGCAGUGACAUGUCUAUGGAGUCUAUAAGGCGACUGAAUCGCCUUAAUUCUCAAUCUGUGGUCCUUGUUGGAUUAUUGUCAGAACCUGAUGAGGACAAAAUCCGUGAAGCGCAAAGGACGGUGGACACAAUCAAUUCGGACAUCAUGCCCGUGUUGGUUGAAGGUCUACACAAGUCUGCCCAGAAGCAGUCGACGGAAGAAAGCAAGAAGAAGAUGUUAGACGAGCUCCAGGAGUUGUCAGACUACGUGCAGCAACUGACGCACAGCAUAAAGAUAGAACCUGUCAAGCCCAAGGAAGCUGAGGAGACGGCCAUGAAGAUCGCCAAUCUGACGACGCAGAUGUACGCGGAGCUGGACCCCAAGACCAAGAGGAGGAGUGAUCUGCUCAGAAGAUCCCGUCGCAGCUUCAUAGUGGAUGAGAAGAUGGACAGCAGCCUCCGCCGAGCCUCGUUCAUAGCCGCGGCCACCACCGCCCUGCACGUGCUUGAUGAUGCACAGAAGAACAUCAGCCAGCCGUAUGCUGGACCUCCAUUAGACAAGACCCAGGUGGAAGACACAGAGAAGUCUGCGCUGGAUAAAUUGGGCAAACUGAACGCAGCGAUUGCGCUAUACCUGUCUGCCCAUACCGAUCCCAAAAUCAUCGACUACUCAACAGCGGUCACUUCAAUGAACACCAUCAAAGAACUCAUGCCGGAGUUGGCUAAUGACGCCCAAGCGCUGGGCAGCGUGAGGGACAACAAGAGUCGGCAGCAGUUGCUGGACGGCAUCCGCGCGCUGUGCGACUCCACCAGGACCAUCUGCACCCUCACCGGCGCCGAGGAUCAUGAGAAAAUGCAAGACGCGUCGAACAAAUACGCAGAUGUGUCCAGGAAACUGAUAUUCACCAUCGGGAAAGGAGUCGACAAGGCCACGGAGGCAGAGAUCCUAAAACUAGCUAAGAACGCGUGUGACAAGGCGGUGAUGCUGCAAAAGGCUGGCAAUGAUGUCGCCAAGGCCAAAGGAGUUGACGCCAAGGAGAUUCAAGACGCUGGUCAGCACGUCGUCACCUGCGGGAAGGAUUUGGUUGCUUGUGCUAAGAUCACAGCGCCGUGUCCGCACGAGGCGCACGGGCGCAGCGCGCUGCUCGCGGCCGCGGCCGGCACCGCCGCCGCCGCGCGCGCGCUGCUGCACCGCGCCGCGCCCGCCGCCGCCACCGCCGCGCCCGCCUGCGACAAGCUGCACGCGCGCGCCGCUGAUCUCGACAUCGCUCUGGAGGCUAUAAACGAAGCUUGCUCGAAACUCGAGGACGCAGAUGCGAAAGCCAAUGCCAAAGCCGAACCGGAACCCGACGCGAAACCCAAGUCUCCCGAAGAGAUAUUACGGCUGCAGAUAGUGAAGACCAUCACCGUGGCCAAGGACAAACUGCACGCUGCCGAUGAUGAACUUAACAAGCCACUGACGAGCACCAUGAUGAAUCUCGAAGAUGCGGAGAAACAGAAACUACAGCUUGCGAAGAAAAUUGCGCAAAUCAACGCGGCGAUGGCGUCCUUCGUGUCUGCUUAUUCAGACCGCGAGAAACCCGACCGGGCGACCGCUGAGCUGGCGUUAAGGACCAUCACCGAGCUGGUGCCUGAAGUUGCACGUGAUGCGAAGACUCUAAGCGCAAGCAUGGACCCAGACUCGCGGAACCAGUUCCUGCAGCAGAUCCAGGCGCUGUGCCAGGCUAGCAAGGACGUCUGCGCCACCGCCGAGACCGAGGGUGUCAACGCCGCAGUGAGGAAGUUCUCAAACGCGUCAGAGAAGCUUGUGUUCACCCUGACUCCAAGAGAAGAUGGUGCAAAGGGGCAGCAGAUGUUGGACCUGGCAAGUUCUGCAUGCGACAAGGCUUCCCAACUGCUGUCGAACGUUCACCAGCUGGCGAACAUAGUUGAAGGUGUCAACGGUCAGGAUCUCGACUGUAAGGGAGUCAGGGUGGUGGACAAGGCUCAGGCGCUGCUUGCCGCUGCACAGGUGACAGCCCCUACCAUCACCGAGCCUCGUUGCCAGUCUUCACUGCUGUCCACAGUUGACGACCUCUCGUCAUCCAGCCAGCAGCUUGCUGACUCCUGGCGGAAGGUGCCUCCCAGCCCGUACCACCAGCCGCUGGAAACCGAGCUGCAAGAGUUGGAGAAGAUCUUGGACAAGAUGAGGAAGGGAUGCCAGUCUCCACCACCAGGAGCCACAAAGAUGAUGAUGCCGAUGGUGUCGCCCCAGGAGAUGCAGAGACUGAAGUACGUGAGGACUGUCUCUAGAGCCAAGAAGAACUUGCAAGCGGCCGAUGAUGAACUCAAUAAGCCGGAUAUAUGCUUGCUGAUGCGACAAGAGGAUGCUGAUAAGAUGCAGAAACAACUCCAGCAGCGGCUCGAAGAACUAAACGCGGCUGUCGCGGCGCUACUUGCGACCUCUCAAGACCGUUCGAACCCUGAUUACGUGGCGACUGAAGAGGCAGUCAGCACCAUCUCUGAACUCGUACCACAAGUCGCCAAGGAUUCGAAGACGCUAAGCUCCAGCAUGGAUGCGGAGUCUCGUGACAAGUUCCUGGCAAAGGUCCGUGCGUUGUGCGAUGCCAGUAAGGACGUCUGCAGCAGCGCUGAGAGUGGCAAGGGCCUGGAGCCAGCCGCAUCGAAGUUCGCGGACGCAUCAGGAAGGCUGGCGUUUACAAUUAGUCCAAAAUCUGGCACCAGUAAUGAGCAACAGGUGGUGGAUCUGUCAAGUGCUGCCUGCGACAAGGCCGCGCAGCUGCUGUUCAACGUGCAGCAGCUGUCGCAGCAGGUCGGCGGUGAUGCUGGAGAGCAUUUAGACAGGAAAGGGGUUGAUGUCUGUAACAGCGCACAAGCCAUACUCGUCGCUUCACAGAACUGGGGUCCUAACAUCUCGGAUCCCCGCGCCCGAUCGGAGCUCCUAUCAGCAGUGGACUCGCUCUCAUCGUCGGGGCAGGACCUAGCCAAGAACUGGCGGCAGGUGCCUAAGGGUCCUCGUCACCAGGUCCUAGAGAAAGAUCUGCAGGAGUUGGAGAAGAUCCUGGGACAGCUUCGCGGAGCCUGUGAAAGUGCUGCUGAUGAUCAAGUCAAGAAGGUGGCAGAGGUCAAGCGGCUGCAGUUUGUGAAGAGUGCUGCCGAUGCCAAGAGGAACCUGCAAGCAGCUGACGAUGAGCUGAACAAGCCGGUGAUACCUGCUCCACUGAAUCAAGAAGACGUUGUGAACAAACAGCAUCGCCUGCACCAGCACCUUGAGGAUCUCAACGCUGCUAUCGCGGCACUGAUGGCUUCUACGGCUGAUUCUUCGAGGCCGGACUACGCGGCCGCUGAAAAAUCAGUCGAUACAAUCAACAAACUGCUGCCCGAAGUCGUUAAAGAUGCGAAAGCCUUGGGCGCGAGUCAGGAGCCGUCGAGCCGCGACGCGUUGCUGAAGCAGGUGCGCGCACUGUGUGACGCCAGCAGGGACGUAUGCGCCAGCGCAGAGACCGGACAGGGACUGAGCCAAUCAGCGUCGAAGUUUGCAGACGCUUCAGGAAGGCUGGUGUUCGUAAUUAGCCCCAAAACCAGCACCACUAAAGAACAGCAGGUGUUGGAUCUCUCGGCCGCGGCAUGCGGUACGGCGUCGCAGCUGCUGUCCAACGUGCAGCAGUUGUCGCAGCAGGUCGGUGGAGAUGCUGGAGUGGCCCUCGACAGGAAGGGGGCUAAGGCGGCUGAUGCAGCACAGGCUCUGCUUGGAGUUGCUGAGAAAUCAGCUUCGACGAUAUCCAAACCAGAAUCUCAAAAAUCUAUGUCGUCGGCGGUGGACGAUCUAUCCUCAGCGACUCAGGAGCUGGCUACUGCCUGGCGACAAGUGCCAGCAGGCUCUCGCAGCCAGACCCUGGAAAGAGAACUACAGGACUUGGAAAAGAUCCUGGGACAGCUGCGUGGAACUUGUCAAAGCGCUGGCGAUGAUGAAGUAAAGAAGGCGGCAGAAAUCAAGCGGCUGCAGUUCGUGAAGUCUGCUGCCGGAGCCAGGAAGAACCUGCAGGCCGUCGACGACGAACUGAGCAAGCCAGCGCAGACUACAGCACUAAAACAGGAAGAUGUUGCCAAAAAACAAAAUCGCCUGCACCAGCACAUUGACGACCUCAACGCUGCCAUCGCAGCUCUGAUGGCCUCCACGGCUGAUUAUUCGAAAUCCGACUACGCGGUCGCUGAAAAAUCAGUCGACACAAUUACGAAACUACUGCCCGAAGUCGUGAAAGAUGCGAAGGCCUUGGGCGCGAGUCAGGAGCCGUCGAGCCGAGACGCGUUGCUGAAGCAGGUGCGCGCGCUGUGUGACGCCAGCAGGGACGUAUGCGCCAGCGCAGAGACCGGACAGGAUCUGAGCCAAUCAGCAUCGAAGUUCGCGGACGCUUCAGGAAGACUGGCGUUUGUGGUUAGCUCUAAACCCAAUAUCGGCAAAGAACAGCAGGUGUUGGAUCUCUCCGCCGCUGCGUGCAGCAAGGCCUCGCAGCUGUUGUCGAACGUGCAACAUUUGUCGCAGCAGGUCGGCGGUGAUGCUGGAGUGGCCCUCGAUAGGAAGGGGGCGAAGGCGGCUGACGAUGCAAAGGAGUUGCUUGAAGUUGUGCAGGGAUCAGCCUCUGCGAUUUCCGAACCUGCUUGUCAAAAAUCGGUGCUGUCAUCCGUGGAUGCUUUGUCGUCAUCGAGCCAGGACCUGGCGUCCACCUGGCGGCAAUUACCAGCAGGUCCUCACAACCUUACCCUGGAGAGGGAGCUGCAGGAUUUGGAGAAGAUCCUGGGACAGCUGCGUGGAACUUGUCAAAGCGCUGGCGACGACGAGGUUAAAAAGGCGACGGAGAAGAAGCGGCUGCAGUUUGUGAAGUCUGCCGCUGGAGCUAUGAAGAACCUGCAGGCGGCUGACGCCGAGUUAAACAAGCCGGUGCAAUCCGCUCCAUUGAAACAAGAAGAAGUUGUCAAAAAACAAAACCGUCUGCAGCAACACAUUGAGGACCUUAACGCUGCCAUCGCGGCCCUGAUGGCCUCUACAGCUGAUCAUUCGAGGCCGGACUACGCGGCCGCUGAAAAAUCAGUCGAUACAAUCAACAAACUGCUGCCCGAAGUUGUCAAAGAUGCGAAGGCCUUGGGCGCGAGUCAGGAGCCGUCGAGCCGCGACGCGUUGCUGAAGCAGGUGCGCGCGCUGUGUGACGCCAGCAGGGACGUAUGCGCCAGCGCUGAGACCGGACAGGACCUAAGUGGAUCAGCGUCGAAGUUCGCGAACGCUUCGGGAAGACUGGCGUUUAUGGUCAGUCCCAAAACCAACACCAGCAGAGUACAGCAGGUGUUGGACCUGUCGGCUGCUGCGUGCGGCACGGCCGCGCAGCUGUUGUCGAAUGUGCAACAGCUGUCGCAGGAGGUCGGCGGUGAUGCUGGAGUGGCUCUCGAUAGAAAGGGGGCGAAAGUGGCUGACGACUCGAAGGCGUUGCUUGAAGUUGCACAGAACCCAGCCUUAAUUUCCGACCCUGCUAAGCAAGAAUCGAUCCAGUCGACGGUGGACGCUCUGUCGUCAUCGACUCAGGACCUGGCCUCCACUUGGCGGCGACUACCAGCAGGUUCUCACAACCACACUUUGGAGAGAAGUCUGCAAGAUUUAGAGAAGAUACUGGGACAGUUGCGUGGAACUUGCCAAAGUGCUAUCGAUGAUGAUGUUAAGAAAGCGGCAGAGAUCAAGCGGAUGCAGUUCGUGAAGUCUGCCGCCAGCGCCAGGAGGAACCUGCAAGCGGCCGAUGACGAACUGAACAAGCAGGUAAUGGCGACCGCCCCGCUGAGUCAAGCAGAUAUAGUUCAGAAGCGCAACCGCCUGCAAGAGCACAUCGCCGUCCUCAGUGCUGCUAUCGCGGCCCUCCUCGCUUCCACCACUGAUCGUUCAAGAUCGGACUACACGACCGCCGAACAAUCUGUUGAUACUAUCUCAAAACUGACCACUGAAGUCGUUAAAGACGCGAAGAGCCUGGGCAUGACCCAGGAUCCCAGCACGAGGGAGAAGCUGAUGAAGCACGUGCGCACGCUCUGCGACGCCAGUAAGGACGUGUGCGCCAGCGCAGAAAGAGGACAGGGUCUGAGCGAAUCGGCGUCAAAGUUCGCUGACGCUUCAGGCAAGCUCAUCUUCGUGGUCAGCCCCAACACCAACACUAGCAAAGAACAACAGGUCUUGGAUCUGUCUACUGCCGCGUGCGGCACAGCAUCGCAGCUGCUGUCUAACGUGCAGCAGCUGUCGCAGCAGAUCGGUGGGGAUACUGGAAUGGCUCUCGACAAGAAAGGGGCAAAGGCGGCUGACGACGCGAAGGCAUUACUUGAAACCGCUGAGAAAUCGGCUCCGACCAUAUCCGAUCCUGGUUCUCAAAAAUCCAUCCUGUCGUCGGUGGAUGCUCUGUUAGGGUUGAGCCAGGACCUGGCUAAUACCUGGCGACAGGUGCCUGCGGGCUCCCGGCACCAGGUGUUGGAGCGGGAGCUGCAAGACUUGGAGAGGAUUCUCGGACAGCUGCGAGAGGCUUGCCGAAGUGCUGGAGAUCAAGCGGCAAAGGACGACGUCCAGCGCCUCAAGUUCGUGAAGACGGUCGGUGCGACCAAGCAGAGUUUGAAGACUGCUGACGAAGAGCUGAAGAAGCCGGCUCCCACGACGCCGUUGACGCAAGAGGCGGCGGUGGACAUGCAGCAUCAGGUACAGCAGGAGCUUGGCCAGAUGAGCGGCGCCAUCGCGGCACUCGUCACUGCUACUGCUGAUCGCUCGCAUCCUGACUACGCCACAGCUGAGCAGUCUCUCGGAGUCGUCACCUUGCUACUUCCUCUGAUCAUCAAAGACGCGAAGACAUUAAGCCCGAAUCAAGAGCCGGCAGGUCGCGAGGCGCUGGCGGAGCGCGUCCAGGCGCUCUGCCAGGCCAGCAAGGACGUGUGCGCCAGUGCCGAAACUGGAGAGGGUUUGCCGGAAGCUGCGUCAAGGUACGCCAAUGCCUCGGGCAAGCUGGUGUAUGUGAUCAACCCUCGAGUAGACGUGGUCAAGGGGCAACAGGUGCUAGAUCUGUCAGCAAUCGCAUGCGGCACAGCAUCUCAGCUGUUAGCCAACGUGCAGCAUCUGACGCAGCAGGUCAGCGGCCCUGUGGCUGAAGAUUUGGACAGGAAGGGCGCCACCGUCGCCGAUAAUGCGCAGGCCCUGCUAACUGUUGCUCAGGUGACAGCGCCGUCCAUCUCGGACCCUCACUGUCAGGCGUCUAUACUGUCGUCAGUGGACGGACUAUCAGCCUCGAGCCAGAACUUGGCGCAGGCCUGGCGCAAAUUGCCUUCAGGCGCUACGAAGCCCCUGGAACAGGAGCUGGAAGACUUAGAGAAGACCUUGGUGCAAAUUAAGGCGGCCGUCAAGAGUGAUGCAGGUUCAAAGCCCAAGGUCCGUCCAGAGGUCCCCAAGCGCAAGUCGGGCACGUUCAGCGCCGCACAGGGCCCGAAGCCGCGCGGCCCGCCGCCCGCCGUGCCGCGCCGCAACCCGCGCGCCUCCAUAGAGAUCACGCAGGAGUUCCUCCACACCAUGCGACUCGCCGAAGACCACGCAGCAGAAGAGAAGUAUCGUCAGCAGUUCCUGAAGGCGGUAGAUAAUGCCGGCAGGACUAUUGGCUGCGCUGAAAACAACCUUAAAGAGGUUUACAAGUCGAAGAGUCAAGCAGCAGGGCCGAAGUUGAGCGCGAACCAGCAAGCGAAGAAGCAGAAGGAAAUGGAAGAGAAGUUGGCGCUCGCCAAUGUUAACGUCGCCGCGCUCGUCGGCGCCAACUAUGCCGAUAAAAUCGAUUUCAACACUGCUUCGAAAUCGAUUAACGAGUUGCCGCAACUAUUAUCCGGUAUUGUGGAAGACGGCAAGUCGCUGAGCACCUCAUUCACGGACAAAGCCCGGCAGGCAUUCCUGGACGACAUGCUGCAGUACUGCGAGACGACCAGGACGCUCUGUGACACCGCCAAGAACGAUCGACAGAAACUUAAAGAGGCGGCGGUAAACUUCGGUGAUAAGUCCGCGAGGAUCCUGUACACCGUCAGCUCGGAAGCUGAUCACGACCUGGAGAAACAGAUAAUCUCGACGGCGAAGGACAUCGGCGACAGCACGUCCCGGCUGGCCGCGGCGGGCGCGCGCCUCGCCCCCGCGCCCUCCCCCGCCGCCGCCGCCGCGCUCGACUCCACCGGCGCGCUGCUCUACACCGCCAAGCUGGUAGCGCCCGCCAUCCACAACUCCACCUGCAAAGAAGCCCUCCUAGCAUCAGCAUACAAACUUUCCGAUAACUUGACGGAAUUCUCCAACUCCUGGAAACCGCUGGAGUCAGAUCCGCAACAAGCCAAGAACGUCAAGGAGUUGACAGAGGAGACGAACAAGCUGAUGCAACUCCUGGAACACUUGAGGAGAUGCGUCAGAGGACAACAGGUAGUAGAGGAGAAGAAGGAGAAGCUAGUGGUGGAAAACACUCCGCUAAGGGUCUUGGCUUGCAAAAUUCAUCAGGAUGCACAGAAAAUGUCCGAAAACUCAGAUCUGCCGGUGGGCGUGCGGCACGAGUACGCGCAGUACUGUGACGCCAUCCGCAGCGCCGUGGGCGACGUGGAUGACGCCAGCCUCGAGGCCAGGCGAGCGCCGCAUGACAUAAACAAGUACCGAGAGCUGGAGAAUGCGAUCCAGAAUUUGCAGAUGGUGAUCCUGCAGAACAGACCCAACAGAGACGGCAAGGGAGCUGAUAACAGAAUCGUCGAUUUGAGGGAAUACAUUGAAGAUGUCGCGGCGGAGGCGGACAAAAUUAUUGAAAUUGCCAACUACGUUGAAACUAAGCAAGGCAAGAAGCCUUUAGAGCAUAUCAAAGAAGAGUGCCAGAAGAUCAAGAGUGGCGCGUCGAAUUCCCUCGCCCCGGCGCAGUACUACGGCGACGACGCACGCGACAACGACUUCGAGAUCGACUCGUUCGCGCAGGAAUGCGAGUCUCGCGUAUCAGACAUCGGAAGCCACAUGCGAGCGCUAGAGGAUGAUAAAGCGAGUGCAUCUCUUCUGCCAAGAUACGAAGCUUUGGUGGAGAGCUGCAAUAUGCUGAGGUUUGCAACAAAGAGUGGUCUGGCUACAGCCCAGAGUGCGGCCCUGGAUGCAGCGUUGGAAAAUCUUUAUAACCUGGACACUAGCGUAGCCAAGACGCUAGAGGAGGACGAACAGCACGAUGUCACGAUCAGGCGUCGCGCGCCGCCGCCGCCGCCGAAGCCGUGGGCCCGCUGGCGCGUGUGCCGCGCCGCGCAGGGAGCCGCGCAGGGAGCCGCGCAUGCGCCCGCGCCCGCGCCGCUCGCCGCCUACGCCGCGCAGGAACUCGUGCGCACGCAACACCACCCCGACGAGAGGGACAGAUUAAAAAAACAUUUGUCCAAGCUGAUACAUCUGAUGAAGCUGCUGACGGUGGUGACCAGCAAGCGAGUGGCGAUGUGGCAGCCGACCGACGACCUCGAGCUCGCGACCAUCAGCGAUCAGAUUUUGCAGGAAUUGGAAAAACCAGAAAGCGGUUACGGCUCGUCGGAACACGAUCACUCGAUAUUAACUCCAGAAUAUACCAAGAAGUUAUUGUCUCCAAACCAGAAAGUGAAAAUCACCGGGGACCGACAACAACUGCAAGAGAAGGUGCAGAAGACGUCGUCGAAGCUGUGCAUGAUGAGCGGCAACGUGGUGCAGAGCGUCGCCAGCGCCGCCUCGCUCGCGCGCGGCGCGCACGCCGCCGCCGACGCCGCCGCAGAACUACGCGCCGCCGCGCACGCGCUCCGCACCCAGGAUGCGACGCAUAACAAGCGCAUAGAGGAAGCUGCGCAGGAGAUGUCGUUCGCCACGUACAACCUGCUGGCUCUCUCGGAAUACGUCAGUCAACGACCUGAUCAUCAGAGCUCCAAGAUGAAACUCCUCGAAGCGGUGCGGCAACUGAACCACUCAGUUAAUGAACUGACCCGCGUGACGUGCCCCGCUAACAAGCUGCAGCAGGAGUGCGAGGAGUUGAACAGGACCCUGCAGCUCCAGCACAGUACCCUGCAGGCGACCCCACGGCCAGCCUGCACCAAUGUGUACAAGGACUGCGUGGACGCGCUCAACAGUCAACAGGAUGUUGUUGAUAAGUUGAAGAACGACAGUCCGAUGCCUCGUAAGCAGUUCGUGGAGGAGAUGGGCUACAUCACCACAGCUGUUUGUAACAGCAGCGACUACGCCGCUCAGUGCGCUUACCUGAUCUCGAUAUCAGACGAGAACAAAGCAGCGGCGAAGGAAGGUUUAGUAGACACCCACAAGCUGCAGAAGUGGCUCGGGACUGUGGAGGACACCUGCGUCUCCCUCAUGCACUCCGCCAACGUUGAGAACAUGAAGGAAGAGGACAGGAACCUCAAGAGGCAGGUGGAGAGCCUCUCGGAGAUGCUGGAAGAGUCGUCGGGCAAGGUCCCGGACCGCAGCGUGAGGGCGCGCCUGCUGGAGUGUCGAGAUGAAGUGAACACGUCCGCGGACGCCGUGUCGCGCGCCGUCGACGCGCUCGACGGACAUGCGCUGUGCUCGGACGGGGAGGCUCAGAUCAGAAAACUGACGAUGGGGCUGCUCUCCGCGCUGAACAAGACCGAGUCGCUGGUGGAAGACCCCGUGCUGCAGCCGCAGGUGUCCUCCAUCCAUCCCGACACGCAGGCCAAGAGUGAUGAGGUGCUCAACAAUUGCAAGACAUUAAUUUCCAAGACUCAAGCGCUGGUGAAGCAAGUAAAGUCUUCACCGGAGACGGAUGAGGAGAUGACCUGGGUGAUGUUCAAGAUGGGCAGAGACCAGGUUCUGGAGUCGUUCGAGGCUUUGCUAAAAUCUAUUCGUCUCAACGGGAACCGGUGUGGUAUCCUGGAGUACUCCAUCGAUGUCGCUGAUGAGGAUGCUGAAAUGGCGAACAAAAGUUACGUGCAAGUACAACUGGACACAGCCAAUCAGUGGCUUUGCAGGCCGUCGUGCAGCGCCGUCACCAAGCUGGCGGGACAGCAGGCUGCGAAGAACAUCCUCGACAUUGGCAAGAAGAUGAUUGAGGACAUGAAGCCAGCCGAGAAGGAGACCACCCAGCAACUGAUCAUGGAGAUCGAGCAGCUCCAGACAGAGUGCAGCGUUAAAUACGACCAGGAGAAGUACAGUUUGCUAAUGGAGCGUCUCAAAGAACUGAAGAAGGUCAUCGAACGCGACCUGGUCACCAGGGUGGUGGAAGAGCUGAUCGAGGAGGAGGCGCCUCUCGAGGAUCUUGAAAUCCUCGCCGAUACGGAGAAAGACGCGAGCAAGCGCCACUACCUCCUGGAGCGGAAGAUAGCGGAGCUGCUCGCUCAGCUCGGCAGGGUGACGAGGAUCGCGCGCUUCGUGGCGGACGCGGGGAGCGGCUCGCCCGCCCUCACCAACGAGCUCAAGAAGUGCAGCGACCAGAGUGAACUAUUGGCUCCUAUGCUGGUGAAAGCUGCGCAAGAGAGGAUCAACAAACCUAAUGAUAAGGCCGCAGUGGAUACCUACAAAAGCCUGCUAUCGAAGUACGCGGACUCGUUGUCUCGCGUCCGUGAGCUGUGCGACCAGGCUGUGGAUCCCAUGGACUUUGUGCAGACAGCCGGUGUGAUGAUGGAGCGAAUGAGGGAAGAGUCGAGCCAGAAGGACGACCCGAGGACAUGCGCCAAGACAUCCAACGUGAUCACCAAACUGGCGAACCGCGUGAUCUCGGUGAGCAUGUCGUCGCCGACGGCGCGGCGCGACCCCGAGCUGCAGCGCGCGCUGAGCGACGCCAAGCAGCGCCUCAGGUCCGUCAUCCCCGCGCCCGACACCCGCGCCAGCCGCCUGCCCGACUGGAGGCACACCACCGCCGAGAUCCUGCGCACCACUGGUGAAGUGGAGUCGGUGCUCGGCGGCGAGAACAUAUUCAACAAGCAACCGGAACCCAACCAGCCGAUAUACAGCGUGGCGCUGGACCUGCACGCGUCGGUGCGCGAGUGGUCGUCGCGCGACAACGAGAUCGUCGCCGUCGCGCGCCGCAUGGCCGUCCUCAUGGCCCGGCUCUCCGACUACAUGAACACUGAUAAGCAACGCGAGUUACUGCUGACGUCGAAGCAGAUCGUGCAGGAGUCGCACGAGGUCGCCUACCUCGCCAAGAAGAUGGCGCACGAGUGCACCGACGUCAGGAUCAAGACGAACUUGCUGCGGGUUUGCGAGAGAAUCCCCACCAUCAGCGCCCAGCUGAAGAUGUUGACCGCUGUCAAGGGAUCGUCUCUUGGCCAUCAAGGCACCAAAGAAGACAAAGAAGCCAUGAACAUGCUGGUGGAUAACGCGCAGAGUUUGAUGAGAAGUAUCCAGGACGUGGUGAAGGGAGCAGCGAGUGCGUCCGUGAAGAUCAUGUCGCAGCACGGACCCCGGAACCGCUGGGUGCGCAGGAACUACUACUGAACUGCGCAACAUACAGCGCAGGACCACUGCAGUACAACUAAUUCAUUUUGAUACUUUUAUAUUUUUGUAAUAAAAUAUUUUAUAUCUAA
Manduca sexta (tobacco hornworm) is the source of this 14567-nucleotide messenger RNA. Its product is annotated as talin-1. The record is from RefSeq and is a predicted model, not a curated record. The transcript is spliced from 114 exons. Gene Ontology annotation, molecular function: structural constituent of cytoskeleton; actin filament binding; integrin binding. Bases 532 to 14478 code for a protein of 4648 amino acids. Gene Ontology annotation, cellular component: focal adhesion; ruffle; plasma membrane. Gene Ontology annotation, biological process: cell-cell adhesion. NCBI's taxonomy places the organism in Eukaryota, Metazoa, Arthropoda, Insecta, Lepidoptera, Sphingidae.